AAAUUAAAAUUCAUGUCUUUCGGAGGAAAACCUUUUCAAUGAAAAAACUAUUAUUGAGUGCACUUUUAAAAUACACUGUAACAGGUAGGCUUAGCAUAACUUUAAAUUGUUUUAAAAGUGUGCUAAAUUGAAAUUAGCCUCCACUGUCAGCAAAACAAGAAAUUAAAAGAAAUUUUUUAAAAGAAGAAUUAAAAGAAGUUUUUUUACACUGUUUGAAGGAGAUUCCAUGCUAAUGCACAGGUUUUACAGUAGAAUCAAAAAUGUAAGGUGGCUAACUAUGGUAUAUUGACAGAAAUGAGUAUUACAUUAGUCAUUUUUAUAAGUUUACGGUGCUUACAACUUAAAUGCGAUACGACGUUGAAAACAGUCAUUUUUGAACUACUGUAGGCUAAGCUAAAUGUGCUACAAACUCUGAGCAUGUUGAGUAAUAUUUUGGCGCUGUUCUCGUUGUGUCCGAUAGGUGGCAUAUCUGCUUGUACGCCUCCAGCAGACCAACACAAAAGAAAACGAGGAAGCGCUUUCUUUUUCUACUGUUUUUAUGCUUGUCAUUCAUGAACUUCAGUUUUGUUUUAUUUGGAGUGUUAUUUAUUGCAUUAUAAACCGUUUUUACGUGAGAGAGCCUUCUAACACUAGCGGAUUGCGCUUCUUAAGCGCUGUUAAUAGCCGGUCGUCAUUAUUUUGAUGGUAAAUUAUGGCAGAAGGCGGCAGUAAUAUGGCCAGUCUACCUCCAGGAGACCCGCAGCUCAUUGCGCUCAUUGUGGAGCAUCUGAAGAACAGAGGCCUGUUUGAUGAGUUUAGACGAGACUGUCUGGCAGACGUGGACACGAAGCCAGCUUACCAGAAUCUCAGGCAGAAGGUGGACAACUUUGUGUCCACUCAUCUUAGCACUCAAGAAUGGAAUCCAUCCAUCAACAAGAACCAAGUGAGGAAUGUCUUGAGACAGAGUGUAGUUCAGUCAGGAAUGUUGGAAUCAGGGGUGGACAGAAUCAUUACUCAAGUGGUGGACCCGAAACUGAACCACAUCUUCAAGCCGCACAUCGAGAACGCCAUUCAUGAUUUCCUAUCCGCAGAGAAGAAAGAGGAGGGGCCGUCAAGUUUAACACCUGAUGCCGAGCAACAGGAGACAGCCAGCAAUACUGCGGCCAAAACACUAUUUUGCGUGAAAACUAAAGAUGCACGUUGGAUUGCUAUCCAUCUCCUGCUUCCUCUUGAAAGAGUUGAAAACCUUGUGCCAGUGGUGCCGAAACCCGGGAAGGAGGAAGAAUACACUGUCAUAACGUCCUCGCCUCUGGAAGAAAUCAAGUCCCUCGCCAGCAUCCACCAAGCACAACACCAGGCCCUCUUGGAGCUGCGGAAGGAGCAGAAGAAGCAUUUCGAGGUGCUCUUCCAGGCCCAAGGACCGGCAGGUGUUGCAGAGCUUGCUGCCCCAGGAGGGGUCAGCCACAGAUCAGAACAGCACCGCCAGCGUUUCCGCACAUUGACACUGAGCGAGGUCGGGUGCACUUUUGCCUUCACACAACAGCUCAGCUACACCUGUCGGCAGUGGUUGCUGGCUGAGGAGGGGGGCGACAUCGACGACACCAUGGUGUGGGAGAAGUUCAUCUCCCGGCUGCCAAAGGGGAUGAUGGAGUGGGUCCAGUGCCACUGUUCGGCAUCACUGCAGGAGGAGAUCCAGUUGGACAUGCAUGUCAAAUAUAUCACUGGGGUGUUUUUAUUAUUACUGGCGGUGCGGCAAACAGACGCGACGGAUACAAGCAGCGCUCAUGACACCUCACAGGAGAGAUUACAGAACAUCCAGAAGAGAAGACUGUCUCUGCAGAACACAGUAGAGAUUCAGCAGUGUCUGGUGAACGCGGGUGAUGUGGGCUGCGGGAUGUUUGAGUGCUUCAACAACAACUCCUGUGAGAUCCGUGGACUACACGACAUCUGCUUGACAUUUCUACACAAUGCGGGCAAAUUUGACUCCCAGGGAAAAUCAUUCAUCAAAGAUGCACUGAAGUGCAUGGCCCAUGGACUGCGCCACAAGUUCAGCUGUGUCAGCCGCAAGUGUCUGGCCGUUAAAGAGAUGGUGUUUCAGCUGCAGCGGGAGUGUUAUGUCAAACACAACCUCUGCGCUGCGGUAAGAGAGAACAUCAACGUCAUGGUGGGGAUGAUCCACUUCAAAGACCUGUUUCCCAAAGGGCCCCAUGUGGAGUUGGUGAACAUCCUGUUGGGCUGUGGCGAGGAGGUGCGCGAAGCCAUCGGCCGAAGAAUACAAACUCAGUGUGAGCAGAACUGGGGAGCUCUGUGCAGGAGUCUUAGUCUCUGUACAAUUGGAAAGAUGAAGGGCCAGGCCAGUUCCACCCUCGCCCCUCCCUCCAGCUCAGACACCACCACCCCAGUGGGUGCAAACGCCAACUCCCUCCCCCCUGCAGGCCUGGUUCUCCCCAAAGCUGAUGUGGACACGGUUUGGACUCUCACAGAACGAGAUGAAGGUGAAAAUCAGAGUCAGUCCUCAGGUCCUCAGUCUAAAGACAAUGUCUCUGAUGCUGAAAAAGAGCUCAAGAGAUCUUUGAACGCCACCAAAAGGAGGUGAAGGGAAGGUGCGCCUCAGUGCCUUUAGCCAUACAAAACGGCUCUCAAAUACUCUUAAGGACAUAUAAGCUGCAGGUCCCAGUGAUUCUAAAGGGCUUUUCACACUAUGCUAAACACCAAGUUAACAUUGUUUUUAACCCUUGCUUAUGAAACCCUGCUGGGA
Messenger RNA from Xyrauchen texanus (razorback sucker), 2737 nucleotides. RefSeq lists its product as uncharacterized. The record is from RefSeq and is a predicted model, not a curated record. Gene Ontology annotation, cellular component: extracellular region. Gene Ontology annotation, molecular function: hormone activity. Lineage: Eukaryota; Metazoa; Chordata; Actinopteri; Cypriniformes; Catostomidae. The transcript has 9 exons. The coding region runs from base 692 to 2575 and encodes 627 amino acids.